Molecule: messenger RNA, 4121 nt
Organism: Lolium rigidum
Lineage: Eukaryota; Viridiplantae; Streptophyta; Magnoliopsida; Poales; Poaceae
Product: leucine-rich repeat receptor protein kinase HPCA1-like
Exons: 19
Coding region: 955-3825 (956 amino acids)
Biological process (GO): protein phosphorylation
Molecular function (GO): ATP binding; protein kinase activity; protein binding
Source: RefSeq, a predicted model, not a curated record
UGCUCCGUCGCAUGGAUCUCGGAGAGCCGGCGGCCACGCCGACGAUACAGGGAUACGGCAGCAGCCAAUACAAAAUCAGGCCCGCUCUUAGGCGGGAGGCCAGUACGGGCGACGGAAGCCGCCCAGCACGGGUCCACGACGCUGAGGAUGGAAUGCAGGUGGGUAAAGCAAUAUCCGUCUCCGGGAAAUGGUUCGGGGAUAAUUGCUGGCAUAAUUUGCAAGCUUACAAGCUGAGAAAGUGUUUCGCGAGUCCGCUGGGCCAAUUGAUACAAUUAGGAAAUUUCGUUGUACUAGUCCACUCUUCUAAACAAGUGCCCAGUUGCCCCACUAGGUGGCAUGUUCUUGCAAUUGGUUGUGCAUGAGUUGGCCUGUAGCAGGUUGAGCUCAUGUAGGCGAUAAACAACUAGAAUGUUCCACAUCAAAGUAAAAACUAAGCAACUCAAUGAGGAGCAACCUCCGACAUCGGAAUUUCCUACAUAUUUUCGUAGAGAAAGGAGGGGAUUUCCACAUUUAUUCUACUCACAAUAUAUCCUUGUAUGUACCUGCACAGUUUGUCCUCUCAUCGUUUGUUUUGGUCAAAGACUUGUAUGCCCAAUAUCUUCAACAUAUCUCCUUGAUUGAUUAUCUUCUCAUAUUAAGCAAUCGCAAUGUAGCACCCAAUCACUUAAUCGAGGGCUAACUUACGACAGGCUGUCAUUUUCCUAAUGCAAGUGGUAGAACCGUUGACUACAUUUUAAUUCUUCUUGCGUUUUGUUUGGCCAAGUAGUCGGUACGAUGGUUACUUGCUGGAUGAGCUGAGAGUGACAGUUGAAGUCCUUGACCAGUUCAGAAUGAAUAGGCAAUCGGUGUCUCCCUUAUAACUAGUGGUCUAUUGCGAUGCAAGAAGAGCUGCUGACCUUGAAAUAGAUGAGCAACUAAAAGGAAUCCAGGGAUCCCUCAAGAAACUGGCCAGGCAUGGAGCUCUCUCCAUGGCUCAUCUUGUUCAGUGUUCUGGUGCAGGCUUCUGUCAUCUUGGCCGAUACAAAUACACAAGACACUUCUGGCCUCACGGGUAUUGCAGCUUCAUGGAACACCAAACCAUCAAACUGGGUUGGCAAUGAUCCAUGCGGUGACAAGUGGGUUGGGAUUAUUUGCACCCAGGACAGGGUCACAUCAAUAAGACUGUCAAGUUUUGGACUCUCAGGUAGUCUUUCAGGAGAUAUUCAGUCUUUGUCAGAAUUGCAGUACUUGGACUUGUCCUACAACAAGGAAUUGGGUGGCUCUCUCCCUUCAUCCAUCGGAAGCUUGAGCAAUCUCCAAAACUUAAUCCUUGUUGGCUGCAGCUUUACUGGUGAAAUACCUACAGAGAUUGGCCAGCUCUCAAAUCUGAUAUUUCUAUCUUUGAACUCCAACCGAUUUACCGGCCGCAUACCACCAUCACUUGGUGGCCUUUCAAAGCUAUACUGGUUUGACCUGGCUGACAAUAAGCUCACCGGAGGACUUCCUGUAUAUGACGGGAUAAAUCUUGGGCUGGAUAAUUUGACAAAUACAAAGCACUUUCACUUUGGGGUCAAUCAACUCUCUGGCACCAUACCAAGCCAGAUUUUCAGCUCACACAUGAAGCUGAUACAUCUGCUUAUUGACAACAAUAACUUCUCUGGUAGAAUACCUUCUACUUUAGGCCUCCUUAAUGUCCUGGAAGUUCUACGUUUUGAUAACAAUUAUCAGUUGUCCGGGCCAGUUCCCAGUAACAUUAACAACCUCACCAAGCUUGCUGAAUUCCAUCUUGAAAACAAUCAGCUAAGUGGUCCAUUGCCAGACCUGACAGCAAUGAAUUCCCUCAGCUUUGUGGACAUGAGCAACAAUAGCUUUAAUGCAUCUGAUGAUCCAUCCUGGUUAACCGCUUUGCCAUCCUUGACUUCAUUAUACCUUGAGAAUCUAGGUAUUGGCGGACAGCUACCCCAAGCUCUUUUUAGCCUUCCUGCAAUUCAGACACUGAGGCUUCGGGGCAACCGUUUCAACGGCACACUAAAUAUUGGAUCAGACUACAGUACUCAGCUCCAAAAAAUAGAUUUGCAGGACAAUCAGAUCACAGCCAUCACUGUUGGGGGAUCCCAAUACAGCAAGAAACUCAUACUUUCAGGAAAUCCAAUUUGCAACCAGGGGAGCACUGAACAAUACUGCAAAACGACCGGACAAUCUAACCCGACAGGACCAUCAUAUAUUACUUCUAAGAACUGUGCUGGGCUGCCACCCACAUGCCUCUCAAGCCAGCUUCUGAGCCCAAGCUGCACAUGUGCCGUGCCAUACAAAGGCACACUGUUCUUCAGAGCACCAUCAUUUUCUGACCUCACCAAUGGCUCAUACUAUAUUCAGCUAGAGAAGGGCAUGAAGGCUAAGUUCUUGGGAUACAGUAUCCCGGUGGACUCAAUUUCUGUUGAAAACCCGUACGUUGAUUCAAACAACAACUUGCAGAUGAAUCUUGGGGUAUUCCCCAGCAACAAGAUACUGUUCGGCGAACGAGACAUUUCUGAAAUUGGGUUCAUUCUGAGUAAUCAGACGUACAAGCCACCUCCUAUCUUCGGGCCAUACUAUUUCAUUGGCCAGCAAUACCCUUUUGCCAGUGAGGCGUUAGUAAUAUCUAAAUCAAAGGCGAACAAGUUGCCACUUAUUGUCGGAGUUGCAGCCGGUGGUGCGGUUCUUGUUGCAAUACUGCUCAUUCUUGUUGUUGUCAUCGGCAGAAGGAAGAAAAAAACAAACAGGACUGAAGAGAGAAGCCAGUCUUUUGCUUCUUUGGAUAUGAAGAGCACCAGCACCAGUGUGCCGCAACUGCGCGGCGCGCGUAUUUUCACGUUCGCUAAACUGAAGAAGAUAACCAAUAACUUCUCGGAGGCGAAUGACAUCGGAAACGGCGGCUUUGGGAAGGUUUACAGAGGGACACUUCCCACUGGGCAACUGGUUGCUGUCAAAAGAUCCCAGGAGGGAUCCCUGCAGGGAAACCUGGAGUUCAGAACCGAGAUUGAGCUCCUGUCCAGGGUUCACCACAAGAAUGUGGUCAGCCUCGUCGGUUUCUGCCUUGAUCAGGGCGAGCAGAUGCUAGUGUACGAGUACAUCCCCAAUGGCACACUGAAAGAGAGCCUCACAGGGAAGUCGGGCGUGCGGCUGGACUGGAGGCGGAGGCUCCGUGUCAUCCUGGGUGCCGCGAAGGGCAUCGCCUACCUGCACGAGCUCGCAGAACCCCCGAUCGUCCACCGAGACAUCAAAUCAAGCAACGUUCUCCUUGACGAGCGAUUGAACGCUAAGGUUGCAGAUUUCGGCCUCUCCAAGCUUCUAGGCGAGGAAAGAGGGCAGGUCACCACUCAAGUGAAGGGCACAAUGGGUUACUUGGACCCUGAGUACUACAUGACGCAGCAGCUGACGGAGAAGAGCGACGUAUACAGCUUCGGGGUGCUGCUGCUCGAGGUGAUCACGGCAAAGAAGCCGCUGGAACGCGGGCGGUACAUUGUCCGGGAGGUGCACGCGGCGAUGGACCGGAGCAAGGACCUGUACGGGCUGCACGAGCUGCUGGACCCGUUGCUGGGUGCUUCGCCGUCGUCGCUGGGCGGGCUGGAGCAUUACGUGGACCUGGCCCUGCGCUGCGUGGAGGAGGCCGGCGCCGACCGCCCGUCCAUGGGCGAGGCGGUGAGCGAGCUGGAGCGGAUCACGAGGCUGGCCGGCGGCGUCACCGAGUCGGCGUCAGAGUCCAUGAGCUACGCCAGCAGGACGCCACGCCACCCGUACGGAGGGGACAGCGCGUCCGAGUACAGCGGCGCCGGGCUGCCGUCGUCGAGGGUGGAGCCCAAGUGAAGCCACCUGAAAUGAAUGCGUGAUCUAAAGUGUGAUGCGUGAUCUGAAGUCUGAAGCCACCUGGGAUUUCUUCAGGGAAGCUGGUACAGUACCUGAAAUGAAUUUGUAUUGUGGUAUGUUUGGUACAGCUACUACCUGGGUAUAUCUGUGUAAAUUUUGACUGAAGCGACGUUAGGUGAUGUAUAAACUAGAAGCGUGUUAUGAUUUUCUGUUUGAGCUAGUAUAAUUUUCACUCGAUGAAUAAACUAGAACUGCCACAACAAUCUGAAGGGAAGAACAAUAGUUACAAGAUUCUA